Molecule: messenger RNA, 1670 nt
Organism: Platichthys flesus (European flounder)
Lineage: Eukaryota; Metazoa; Chordata; Actinopteri; Pleuronectiformes; Pleuronectidae
Gene: mgme1
Product: mitochondrial genome maintenance exonuclease 1
Exons: 6
Coding region: 453-1511 (352 amino acids)
Biological process (GO): mitochondrial DNA replication
Cellular component (GO): mitochondrion
Molecular function (GO): single-stranded DNA exodeoxyribonuclease activity
Source: RefSeq, a predicted model, not a curated record
GCAUGUGGUUUCUGAAGCAGUCUUUUUAAACAUUAAUGUAAACAGUUGUUUGUCAUUAAUGGAAACAUGGAGUGGAACAAAAAGUAAAUGAAACUGUAGUACAUCUGCGGAGCAGAUGGCUACACGGAUGUAUUUCGAGGAUGCACCGCGUAUUAUUGGUAACGUACAUUUUUGCCUUAUGGGUAACGUAGUUUUUUAUUGUUACAAAAGCAUCAAUGAAAAGGUAAUCCGAACUUCAAUUCCCAUAGGCGGAAAUUUGUGCAACUGAAAAGAAGCGUCGUGUGAAAACAGUUGUGUUUGUGUGGAGCGGUAACUUUGGAACAUGUUGGGGCAAGUACGUGACCGUGAAAUAUACCGGAACGCCUCGAAAACACCGUGGGUUUGUGUAGUUGGAAGCCUCUAAGUAGACAAUAAGUCAUUGUUCUCAGGUUGUUUGAGUGGAAGUUGUCAGAAUGUUCAUUGUUAAACGUGUGGUGUGUGUUGGAGGCAUCAUGCUCAUCCAGUGCACCUCCCGCCCUGUGAGGAACUUCUCAGCCUGUCACUGCCUGAGCUCCCCUAAAAGACGCAGCUCCUACAGUUUAGCGGUCAGUGAGCGCUACUCCUCUCUUGUGAAGUCGGUCAUGUCCUCCAGGGUCAGUUCCCAAACCCCAGACACCCUCCAGGCGGAAGACGAGCACAUCUAUGGACCUGUUGUCAAAGCUCAAACGCCCUCAUCUAAACCAGAGAAGAGGGAGCCUAAGACCCUUCACCCCUUCUUACUAUCAGAGAAGACUCUAGAGACAGAGGAGACAGAUUCCGGACCGCCAGUUCGGAUUCUGUUGAAAAGGGGCCAAGGUGGGUCCUCAGCACCGAGUGUGACCCGCAUCCUUCAGCAGACCCUCUCCCCAGAGCAGAGAUUCUACCUGGAGAGGUGGAAGAGGAGGAUGAUCGAAGAGCUUGGAGAAGAUGGCUUCAAAGAAUACUCUCAGAAUUUAUUCAGGCAAGGCAAGCUUUUCCAUUCCACUCUGGAUGACAUCAUGGCGUCGGGUGCAGCCCAGGAGAACAAGGCUCCUGCGGAGACACCAGCGUAUCCAGCUGAGGUUCAGGGAUACGUGGAGAGCAUCUCUCACAUCCUGGAAGACGUCAGUGCAGUGAGAGCGAUUGAAAGCACUGUACAUCACGACAGCCUGGACUAUCUGGGAAUUGUGGAUUGUGUUGCUCGCUACAGAGGUGUUCUAUGUCUUAUUGACUGGAAGACUUCGGAGAAGCCCAAGCCAUUCCUGAGCAACACAUACGACAACCCUAUUCAAGUGGCAGCCUAUGCUGGGGCUUUGAACAAUGACGGAAACUACAAAUACCAGGUUGAUCAUGGACUCAUUGUAGUGGCUUAUAAGGACGGCUCGCCUGCCCAUGCUCACCAGCUCAGCUCAGAGCAGAUGCUACAGUACUGGAGGACGUGGUUGCUGCGACUUGAAAAGUUCACAGAACAGAGAUCCGGUCAUACGUCAAUGGAUUUUUCAGAAAAGAAAUGAGGUGUUUGAAGAGAGAUAUGCCUGCCUGUAUGUGGGAUCUUCAGUAAAGCCCAUGGUUUUAAAAAGCCUGUGGGAGGCCAGGUUCUCCUCCUCUAUGAAGCAGUAGACUGGAUAUUCCUGAGUGUGGAGCCUCUUUGCCAUGGUGCUGAUGAGGACUUU